Molecule: messenger RNA, 333 nt
Organism: Kwoniella mangroviensis CBS 8507
Lineage: Eukaryota; Fungi; Basidiomycota; Tremellomycetes; Tremellales; Cryptococcaceae
Exons: 5
Coding region: 1-333 (110 amino acids)
Biological process (GO): transmembrane transport
Cellular component (GO): membrane
Molecular function (GO): transmembrane transporter activity
Source: RefSeq, a predicted model, not a curated record
AUGUUCGGCCUCGAAUACAACUAUUGUAAUACAGCUUGGUCUGUUGGAUAUGUAAUUGGACAAAUACCUGGAAAUAUCUUGCUCAACAGAGUCUCGCCACACUAUAUCGUAUUCGCUCUUGAAUUUGGAUGGUCGAUCAUGACUUUGUGUACCUCUUGGGUCAAAAAUUGGCAUCAACUGUGUUUCAUCCGAUUCAUGGUGGGACUAUUUGAGAGUGCUUAUUAUCCAGGCUUGCUCUUCCUGAUCGGAUCAUGGUACACCAAAGACGAGCUUGGCAAGCGCUCCAACAUCUUCCAAGCAGCCACAGCGGCUGGCACCUCAUUUCGGGGGUAA